Molecule: messenger RNA, 2418 nt
Organism: Ordospora colligata OC4
Lineage: Eukaryota; Fungi; Microsporidia; Ordosporidae
Product: ubiquitin fusion degradation protein 2
Exons: 1
Coding region: 1-2418 (805 amino acids)
Biological process (GO): protein polyubiquitination
Cellular component (GO): cytoplasm; ubiquitin ligase complex; nucleus
Molecular function (GO): ubiquitin-ubiquitin ligase activity
Source: RefSeq, a predicted model, not a curated record
AUGAAUCGAAAAGAGCUCUAUGAAAUGUUUGGGCUCGACAAUUCUACUGGCGAUACUGAGAUUGUAGAUGAAGAUGAAGCUGAAUGUAUUCGGUUGUCUUUUAUCAAUAAUACAUCUACAGAUGUUCUUAAAAACAUUAUAUCAAGAUACAAAGCAUCAUACAACGAUGAAUGCAUCAGGUUUUUCAUUGAUACUAUUUCAAUGAUUGUCAAUGACUCAAAAACAGUAAUUAUGGCAAGCAGCGUGAUGUCGCUUCUUCCUCUCUUGACGAAUGCAUUUGAGGCAGAGUACUUCGAUGCUGUGGAUUGCUUCGAACGACUGGGAGAAGUAGAAGGGAUUGCACAAAAGGUCUUUGUUCCAAUGAUAUAUGGACUAUCAUUCAGAUGCUCGCAAACAGAAAUAAUGUCUGAUGCAGGGCGGUAUGUGGCUGCGCUUGGCGUGCUUAUGGGACUUCCGAAUGUGAUUCAAGAGUUAAGAAACGAACAAUACUGGGGAUUGGGAGACAGUGGCUUAGUUUAUGCCAAGCAAAUUGGCGUUCCGAUGCAUUUUGGGGUUUUGAGUGAGCAUGCAUGUUUUUUGGAUGGAUUUUUCGAACCUUUUAUUUACAAGAAGUGCGAAUAUGGAGUGCCCGUACAGGAGUAUUUCGGAAUGCAAACGAAGGAUGUAAUUGAAAUGUCACGAAAGGCAUACCGUGCACUUAGCGAAUAUUCAUACAAGAUGUACGACGUGAUAUUCACAGCAAUACGUGCAUCGCCAGAUGUAAAACAUAAUUUCAUGAGAUACAUUUCAAAGGUGGUCUAUAUCAGUAAGGAAAGAAGCAAGACAGUUUUUGAUUGGAAAGUGAACAUAAGUGAUGGAUUUGCAUUUAAUUUAUGCAUGCUGAUGAGCAGAUUUAACAAAAAGAUAGUGGACGAAAAGAUGAUUGAGAAGAUUGAUCCGGAAUGUGUGGAGGAGAUUUCAUUAACCUCGUUUCCGACAUUCUGCUAUUUCUCCAAAAUUCAUAUGAUGCAGGUAUCGUAUUUUAAGUUUGGAGAGUAUGUAAAGACACUUGCAUAUGAGUACCGCACAUUUGAAGGUGAAGGAGGAGAAAGGGUAGAGGCGUACAGAAAGGGAAUAAACUCGAAGAUAAGUGCAUUGAACGGACUUUUGUUUGCAACUGAUCUAUUUGUAGACGAGAAGGAUUUUGUUGAGUUUAUUGCGGAAUACACAGCAGAGGUUGAAUAUCCAUGGCCAGACUUCUACUACAAGACGUUUUUGUGGAUGCAGGAGAUGAUGUUUGAAAUUGUCCGAUCUGCCGAUAUUUCUGAAUCGCUGUGGAAGGUGAUGGAGGGCAUCAUGACCUGGAAGAGCCUUGCAUUCAAGAAAGAUGUGGUGAAGAUUCUGAGUCACAGAAGCAGUUCGAUAAAGUUCAAAAUGAUCAAUCACAUCAUAGAUUACUAUAACUCACUGGAGAGGGAUGAGACACGAAUGGAUGUAAGGUGUGUGAUACAUACAAUUCUGAAGGAUGGGGAAGUAUUCUCAAAGAUGAACAUAUGCAAGAGAAAUGUGACUUUUAUCAACUGCAUGAUGAAGGAUUUUGAGAAUAGGUUAUCUGAGGGGUUGUCCUCGAUCAAGGAGAUAAAGGAAGAUUCAAAGGCACUCGAUGAACAGAUUGUCGAGCUCAAAAAUAUAAAGGAAAAGAGUGUAGAUGAGUAUGAGAAUGAUGAACAAAUUGAGGCUUUAGAGGAAAGAAUACGGUCUUUAAAAAAGAUGAUACGUUUUCUAACAAACAAGGCAAAGGGAUGUUUUAUGUAUGUUAAUGGAUGCUUUGAUCUGUUUAUGCACAUCCUUGAUGAAAGACCUGAUCUGUUUUUGGUAGAAGAGAUGAUAUUCAACUUUGUAAGGGUAUUGAACUGUAACCUGAAGAUAAUCACUGGGCCAAAGUGCGCAGAUCUUGUGAUAAAGUCGCCUGAGAAGUAUGGAUUUGAUGCAAAAAGUCUUUUGAAAAGAAUGGUUAUGGUUUAUAUAAAAACAUCCUCUAAUAAGUUUAUAGAUGCAGUUGCAAAUGACAGGAUGUAUUUUGACAUUGGAUUUUUCCACACUGCACUUGAGAUAUGUGAGAGUAAGUAUUUGAUUGGAGAGGCUCAGAUAUGCGAGCUGCGUGAUUUGGUUUGUAAACUUGAGAAGGUUGUCGUAUCGUCUGACAUAGUAGAACUUGUGCCUGAUGAGUUUAUUGAUCCAUUAACAUUCAAUCCAAUAAAGAAUCCAGUGAAGUUGCUGACAUCAAGGAUUACAGUGGACAGGUCGACAUAUGAUAUGCUGAUGAUGAACGGAGGUAUUGAUCCAUUUAACAGGAUGCCACUCAAUGACGAUAUGGUGGUUGAAGAUGAGGAGUUCAAGAAAAGGAUGAACGAGUACAGGCGAUCAAAAGAUUUAUGA